UUAACUCUUUCCCUUUAGGAUGAUUUCUGCCUCUGCACAGUAUUAUGAGUACGGAACGUUCGCUAAAGUGGACUAACGGCAGUUACACCAAGUAACGUUAGGCUAAAUAAUUUAAAAACAUUUACAUUUCGCGCUUACAGUCUUUGGUUUAAUCCAUAGUCAUAGGAUAAAAUGUCUCUGAAGUCAAGACAGAACUACUCUUAACUAUGUUCGCCUUUAUAAGUCCGUAAUUUAGAUUAAAUUUAGGUUUUUCGGAUACGUUUUGACGGACUUUGAGCUACAGUGUUUGGAACCGAAAGCAUCAACUGUGCGCAGAAAUUGCGCAGUCCUUGUGUUUCAGUCGCCCUCGACACUGUGACUGAAGUGUUUUGUAUAACGCCUUGUGUUCAGUAUAUAACAUUGUCCUUUUGCAGCACUCUUUGUAAAUCACUACCUGUAAAUCCAUGAUUCAACAUCCAGAUGAAGAUACUUCGUCAAUGCUUGCAGUAUGUGUGAAAGAACCAGGUGGUCCAGAGAAGUUGUGCUUAGGACGAAUCCCACGACCUGAACCUAAAGAUGGAGAAGUCCUCAUCAGAGUCCAUGCAGCGGCUUUAAACCGUGCAGACUUGUUACAGAGGAGAGGUCUUUAUCCAGCUCCUCCUGGAGAGAGUGAGAUCCUUGGCCUGGAGGCUGCUGGGGUAAUUGCUUGCAUUGGUCCUGGAGUCAAGAGGAACUUCAAGCCAGGGGACAAAGUCAUGGCUUUGCUUUCAGGAGGAGGUUAUGCGCAGUAUGUUGCUGUGCCUGAGGAACUUCUCAUGCCAGUCCCUUCACAUCUUACCCUUGAUGAAGCUGCAGCGAUCCCUGAGGCCUGGCUGACUGCUUACCAGCUCCUGCACUUAAUAGCUCGAGUUAAGGCAGGAGAGUCUGUGUUAAUUCAUGCUGGAGCAAGUGGAGUCGGCACUGCUGCCAUUCAGCUGGCUCGUCUGAGUUGUGCUGUUCCGAUAGUGACUGCAGGAAGCUCUGAGAAAAUAAAUAUUGCAGUGAAGCUAGGUGCUGCUGCUGGGUUCAAUUACAAAGAGGGUGAUUUCUCAGAGAAGAUUCUUCAGUUCACAGAAGGUAGGGGAGUUGAUGUCAUCCUGGACUGCAUAGGUGGAUCUUGUUGGGAAAAGAAUAUACGCAGCCUGGCUAUGGAUGGAAGAUGGGUGCUUUAUGGUGUAAUGGGAGGAAAGUCAGUGGAAGGGGACUUGCUUGGCAAGCUUUUGUUUAAGCGAGGCCACAUUCUCAGUAGUCUCCUCAGGUCACGAAGUCUACAGUAUAAAGCUGAACUGAUUAGGAGCUUCACUGAACAAGCAUUGCCACACUUCCAGUCAGGAGACCAGCCCAUGUCACUGAGGCCUGUAAUUGACAGUGUGUUCAACAUGGAUGACAUUGCUGAGGCUCACAAACACAUGGAGGCCAAUAAAAAUAUUGGGAAAAUCAUAAUAAAAAAUUUUUGAAACUUGA
Messenger RNA from Pygocentrus nattereri (red-bellied piranha), 1482 nucleotides. It is a transcript of the gene tp53i3, whose product is annotated as tumor protein p53 inducible protein 3. The transcript has 6 exons. Gene Ontology annotation, molecular function: quinone reductase (NADPH) activity; quinone binding; NADPH binding. Lineage: Eukaryota; Metazoa; Chordata; Actinopteri; Characiformes; Serrasalmidae. Bases 444 to 1475 code for a protein of 343 amino acids. The record is from RefSeq and is a predicted model, not a curated record.